Molecule: messenger RNA, 3387 nt
Organism: Astyanax mexicanus (Mexican tetra)
Lineage: Eukaryota; Metazoa; Chordata; Actinopteri; Characiformes; Acestrorhamphidae
Gene: nolc1
Product: nucleolar and coiled-body phosphoprotein 1
Exons: 14
Coding region: 48-2660 (870 amino acids)
Cellular component (GO): nucleolus; nucleoplasm
Molecular function (GO): protein binding
Source: RefSeq, a predicted model, not a curated record
GUUUCUUCGUCAUUUCCUGUGCGCGCAGUCGGUGUGGUAUAGAGAAGAUGGCGGAGGUCGGCGUGGUUCCGAGUGAUCUAUUCCCGUAUGUUUACUCUUUUCUGCUCCAGAACAAGUUCAGCAAGGCGGCCCAGGAGUUUAUGAAGAAGACUAAAGUGAAACCUCAAGACGAAAAUGAAGAAGGACUCCUUGACGUCUUCCAGUUCUGGGUCAAAUCUGGAGAGUCCAAAAAGCGUAAGGCCGUUACUAAUGGACCUGCUGCAGUCAACGGGCCGUCUGCGAAGAAGACCAAAAGGGAGAGCUCCAGUAGUGAAGAGUCGAGCAGUGAUGAGGAGGAAGCCCCAGCUGCAAAGAAAACUCCUCCAGCUGCAGCGAAGAAGCCCGCAGCUGCAGCGAAGAAGCCCGCAGCUGCAGCAGAGUCGAGCAGCAGUGAAGACUCCAGCGACUCUGAAGAUGAAGCUCAGACUAAACCUCCUGUAAAGAAGGUGGCAGCAGUGAAAGCUGCAGUGGCGUCUCCUGCUGCUGUGGCGGCGGCAGCCAGGAAGAAGGACACCAGCUCCAGCAGUGAGGAGUCCGAUUCUGAGGACGAGCCUCCUAAAUCUAAAGCAGCAGUGGCCAAGCCUGCAGCUGUGGCUCCUGCUAAAGCCGCAGCUCAGAAGAAGCAGGAGAGCAGCAGCAGUGAGGAGAGCUCCAGUGACUCUGAGGACGAACCCGCAGCUAAGCCAGUGGUAAAAGCUCCAGCUGCCCCGGUGAAAGCCCCAGCGGCCAAGGCUGCAGCUCCAGCAGACUCCAGCAGCAGCGAGGAUUCAUCAGAUGAGGAUGAGGCUCCUCCUGCAAAGAAAUCCAAACCAGGCCCAUAUAGUGCUGUACCCCCACCUGCAGCUCAGAGCACUUCUGCUCCAGCAGUCAAAAAAGCAGCUGAGGAUGACUCCACAGACAGCAGUGAGGACAGCAGUGAUGAAGAGGAAAAGAAAGCCCCUGCAGCACCUGCAAAGACCGUAACUCCUAAACCUGCAGCCAAGAAGGACGAGUCCAGUUCAGAAAGCUCCGAUUCAAGCUCAGAUGAUGAGGAAGAGAAAGCGAAGAAACCAGCUGCCAAGGCAGCACCACCUAAAGCCACCCCAGCAGCUAAGACAACGCCAGCCAAGGCCACCCCUGUUAAACCUGCAGCCGCCGCCGCAAAGGAAUCUUCCUCCUCAUCCUCCAGCUCUGAGGAGUCUGAUGAAGAGGACGCCAAGGCGACCCCGGCCAAGGCUACACCAGCUAAGGCGACCCCGGCCAAGGCUACACCAGCUAAGGCGACCCCGGCCAAGGCUACACCGGCUAAGGCGACCCCGGCCAAGGCUACACCAGCUAAGGCUACACCAGCUAAGGCGACCCCGGCCAAGACUACGCCAGCAAAGAAGGCGGAGUCUUCAAGCUCAGAUUCUGACAGUUCAGAAGAUGAGGCUCCCAGCAAGCCCGUGACCACACCCAAGCCCGCGGCCACACCAAAGGCCACAGCCACGCCCAAGCCCGCGGCCACGCCUAAGUCUGCAGCCAAGGCAGCUGAGAGCAGCUCAGACUCUGACAGCUCCUCUGAAGAUGAGGAACCUCCUAAGAAAGCCACUCCCGCUGCCAAGCCAGCCACUGUGCCAGCCCCAGUCAAACCAGCAGCUAAACCAGCAGAGAGCUCAGAUUCAGACAGUGACAGUUCAGACUCUGAGGAUGAGGCUCCCGCGGCUAAAACUGCUAAACCUGCUGCAGCCACUCCUGCGACCAAAGCUGCACCUGCUGCUGCUGCUGCUGCUGCUGCUAAACCCACCGCCCAGGCCGACAGCUCCGACUCUGACAGCUCCAGCGAGGAAGAGGAGGAGGAGAAAGAGGAGAAGAAAGGAAAGUCUGCUGCUCUCCCAAAGCCUGCUGUAACCCCAGCCAGUGCUAAGAAGGCUGAAAGCAGCAGCUCAGACUCGGACAGCUCAGACUCAGAGACCGAAACUACAAAGACGACUCCAGCCAAGCCUGCAGUGGCCAACGGAAAACCGGCGACGCCCAAAACUCCCGCCUCCACAGCCAAGACCCCCGUCACCAAACCUGCAGAGUCUUCCUCCAGUGAAGACGACAGCUCUGAAGAAGAGGAGGCUACGACAAAGGCAGCUGUCAAGACCACGCCUGCACCGAAGUCUACACCAGCUGCCACAGCCAAGGGAAAGCCAGAGAGCAGCUCAUCAGACAGCUCUUCCUCUGAGGAAGAGGAGGAAGUGAAGACCCCUAAGACUCCUGUUGCUACACCAGUGAAUGGUACUGGUGGCAAGAGAAAGAGGGAGAAAGAAGAAGAAGAAGAGGAGGAGGAGGAAGAAGAAGCUACGGAGAAAACACCCACACAGAAAAAAAUAAUCAAUACCACACCUCACUCUUUCCCUAAAGCAAAACAGAAGAAAACCAAUGAUCCUUUCCGUAGAAUAAAAGACGAUGAGGUUGAGGUGGAUCCCCGUCUUGCAGACAACUCCUUCACUGCCAAGAUGGGAGCCACAGGAGACUGGGGUGAGAGAGCCAACAACGUGCUGAAGUUUACCAAAGGGAAAUCCUUCCGUCACGAGAAGACCAAGAAGAAGCGCGGCAGCUACAGAGGAGGCGCCAUCUCCACCUCAGUAAACUCUAUUAAAUUCGACAGUGACUGAGUCCUCUGCCUCACCCCCCCCUCCUCCUCAUCUCCUCCAACCAGGACUACUCUUUUUACCCCGUCAGAACCGCGGCGUGCUCGUUAGGCUCCUGCAGUGCUGCCCUUCAGCCGGCGCUGACUUCAGGACUGUAGAAAAGAGCCAGACCAGGACAGCAGUCACCCCGCGCCAGUUCACCCCACUAGCAGUUACAGUAAUGAGCCAGAAGGUGGCGUCGUUUCAUUGUUUUUGCAUCGAGUACUGUUUGCUUUCGAUUUCUAUUCAUUUCUGUCUCUGCUAAUUUAAAUAUUGUGCAGAAAUCACGUUUAUUUUGUCUGUAUCAGCUGUAACUGUGCUAAUAGCAGCGGUUAACCCAUGAUGAAGCGGUUCUACUCACUCUUAUUCCUCACUCUUUAUAAAAUGAGGAUGAUAAUGCGUUUCUUUUAUAUGUACGAUAAAUAUAUUUGUUGGCGAGGUUCAGGCUGAAUGAUGUGAGGAUUAUCUCAGCUUGAACGAAUUGUUUGAAACUAGGCUUCACUUCCGAUCAUCUUUCAAUUUCUGAUAGGGCCUAGUGUCUUUAUUUAAAGUGGAAGCCUUGUGAUUAACGGAUUAUCUGACUCUGGUACAGUAGCGCUCGCAGCGUUUAUGUCCUGGCAGUUUUAGUUUUAGUAUUUUUUUUUUUUUUUGGCCAUUGGAAUCUUUAAUUUUUUUAUCUGUACAAUUGUUUAUAAUUAAAACCUUAAUCUUA